This is a messenger RNA of Dreissena polymorpha, 3423 nucleotides long. RefSeq names its product neo-calmodulin-like. The coding region runs from base 136 to 609 and encodes 157 amino acids. NCBI's taxonomy places the organism in Eukaryota, Metazoa, Mollusca, Bivalvia, Myida, Dreissenidae. The transcript is spliced from 5 exons. Gene Ontology annotation, molecular function: calcium ion binding; enzyme regulator activity. The record is from RefSeq and is a predicted model, not a curated record.
UGUUACAUGUGCAGGUUAAUGCAUCAAUUGAAACAGUAGAAAUACAAUAGAAGUUAACUCAUGCGCUUUCAUAUUUGUGCUCAUUGUGCUGUUUUUUGUAACUGAACUAGUGUUCCUUUACCACUGCUUAGAUAAAUGGACGAACAAACCUGUGGACGAGAUUCGUUUGUUGAAGAGUUCCGGGAGAUAUUUAAUAUGUUCGACACGAAUGGAGAUGGUUCCAUCUCGACUAGGGAGCUGAAAACCAUCAUGCGCUCACUGGGCCAGGAUCCAUCCGAGACCGAACUCCGGGACAUGGUCAAGGGCGUUGAUGCAGACAGCAGCGGCGAGGUAGAAUUCGACGAGUUUGUGAAGCUGAUUGCGAAGAAAAUGCAAAAGGUGGACCUCGAAGAAGAGAUAAUGGACGCUUUUAAAGUAUUCGACACGGACGGUAACGGCAACAUCUCCAAAGCGGAGUUACGUAACGCUAUGACGUCGCUGGGAAAGAAGUUUAGAGAACCAGAGCUAGACGAACUUUUUCAGCUUGCAGACAUUAAUGGCGAUGGGCAAAUCAAUUACAAAGAAUUCGUCCGAAUAAUUUCUCCAACGGGGUGUAUGGGAUCUGACUGAAUGUUGAGACUGAGGACGCUUGACCGAGAGAUCUCGUCACAUUGUUGGAACUGAAUGAAAAUAUAGGGAAAACGAAGUGUUCUUUAUCUUGCAACAUAAUCCCAUUGUGUUAUGUAACAUGUAUAUAAUUGAUAGUUUAGCUUGAAGUUUUUUUUAAUAGAAUUCUUUUUUUUUGCAUUUCCAAUAUUGUAUUCACUUUUGACUGAGGUUUCUGUGAAAGAAAGCUCCGAAGUAGGGCAAGUAGUCGCUGCUUCGUCCAUCCGUUGGAUUUAAUUGAAGUUGUUGCCAUACACUCAUCAUGAGAAGAACUGUGUUAAAAUAAUAUUUAAGGAAAGCGUCCAGUUAUCUUUUUUAUAAAAUUCGCCUAUUUUCCUAAAUGUAAAUAUUUUUAUAAGGACAAACUAGACAAUAAGAAAUGAAUCGUAGACGGGAAAACUAACAAACCAAUGGAGAAAACAUUAAUUUACCAAAAAUAUGUAUUAAAGGGACCGUCAACCGCGAUUGGCGGAAAAAGAAAAGUUUUAAAAUACCGUAUUUUUUAAAACAAUUAUUAGUUUAUAUUGAUUAAAAUAUCACGACUGGUACAUUACAUCACUUUUAAUUUUACAGGGUACAGGUACAGUACCAGGUAACUACCAGUUAACUAUAAAUAACGCAAGUAGAUUGAUCAUUAUCGUCACGUGGUAAACCCAGGAAUGCAAAUUGUUAAUGCGUAGUGAAUUGUAUAUAUGUUAUAAAUAAAAUGAUCAAUCUACUUGCAUUAUUUAUAGUGUGUGUAUCGUUAUGUCACCUAUUUUAGCGAUGUACUUUCGAUUUCACAUCGCGAAUUUUAUUACCGAAUAUACUGAAAAUAUGAUUUUUUUUUCAAGUUAUGUAAUAUACCAGUCGUGAUAUUUAAACUUAUAUAAAAUAAUAAUUGUAAAAAACUUUUCUUUUUUCGUUACUCGCGGUUGACGGUCCCUUUAAGCCUAAAAAGUGUUUUGUUUUCACUCACCCGACCGACUUUAAGAGUUGGCGCUGACACUAAACGCUUUUUUAGUAUUCCAGAUUCAGGUUUAGAUAAAUUAUGCUUCAUCACAUUUUUUCGAAAAAGGAACAUGUACAAACAUGUAUGUUACAAAGAGAUUUGGACGCUAUCUUGCAUUGAACAGUUUUUUUUUUUAAAUAUCUGAAAUGAAUAGGUAUUAAGAACUGAAUCAGAAUGAUUAGACUGGCUAAUAUAUAUUUACAAUAUUUAGUUUCUGAAAAUAUGUUCGGACGAAUUACUUUAAAUUUAUACAAUAUGUUACAGAAUAUAAAACUAAUUUAAGCAACGGUUGAGUAUUUGGCGUUAAAUAACUCGUAGUUAUGACAUCGCAAUAUUAAUAACGCGAUAACACAUGGAGCUAUCAUUGAUUGUGUUUAAUGACUUGACAUCUGCCACCUGUGGUUAAUGACACCAUGUUGUUAUCAAGUAUUUGUCGGCAACGUCUGAUCAUAACGAGGGCAUCGGCUUGUGCUGAACACAGCAGCAUUAAACAAGAUUAUUGAUAGAUCUUUGAUUACAAACCGCGAUACAAACGAUGAAUGCCAAAAUUUGUGCAAAUAAUUGAAUAAAAACAAGCACUUUAAUAAAGAAAUUCAAUUAAUGUAUCCACUCUUAGUCUUAAAUCGGGAAUUAUACGGCUAAUUCUGACUGUCAUCUUGUGUUAACAAUAUCGUUACGUCGCCGAAUGUUCACAAGCGUAAAGAGUUGAAAUUAGAUGCGGCGUUGGACGGCACCAUUAGAAAUGGCAUCACUCUAAGCAUCAUUCUGGAAUUAUGCGAUUCACUUGACUAAGUGCUUUAUAAAUAUAUGCUUAUUUGGAAAAGGGUCUUUUCUCAACAAGAGAUCUGGAUAAAAAAUCUCAUUUUCUAUCGAAAAUUCUUUUCGUAAAUAAUUUUUUUAUAUUCCCUGGCUAUGUGCGUUUAGUUGUCAUAAGAUAAGAAUGACUGAAACAAUUAAAUAUUGCUUAAAAGGUUAAUAAUUUAUCAUUUUGUAAGCAGAAUAAAAUGCAUUUUGAAAAGUAAAUUUUGUAUAAAAUUUACAUUUCAGUAGGUGCACUUUUGAGUUGUCACCGCUCUGUUUAUGUGUUUACAUUUUUUUCUGGUUAAUUUUUGUGUUAUAAAUAUCAAAUGUUUACAGAAACAUUUGUUUGCAUGUAAUAAAUGAAAUAACAGUAAAAUCUGAGAACACCGGUCAGUCAAGGGAAAUGGCCAGAGUGACCGUUGUCGACGAGUGACCGCUAUUAUCGGAUCACCACUUUUUAAAUGGUUGGCCAGAUGGUAGUAUUGCCCUGUCGUUACCCCACCCAGUCGUUCGCACACAGUGUUAAACAAAGGCUUAUCGCUGAUAACUAGGCUGAAGCAUAAUAACAUAAAUAAUUUCAAUUAAAUAAUACAGAAUAAUGUCUUAUACAUUGAUUUACACUUGUUCGUUAAUCCAUCAAAUGUUUGUGUUGUUCAAUAAUAGCAAAAGUAUUGGUACAAGAUCGAUGAAACUUUGCAAAUAUGGCAAUAAGCAUGUGAAAUUGCGCACCUCUAUGUUUUGGUCAACAUAUUGUCAACACCAUAUUUAUGACCCCUUAUUUGCAAAUAUUUCAUAUUGUUAUUUUGUGUAGAGGGCUUACCUGUACUCUGUACACUAAUGACCUAGCAUGUGAACUUGCGCAACUCCGUAUUUUGGUUUGCAGGCUUUCCACACAACCUGUGUUAUGUCCCAUUUUUAUUUCAACAAAUAACAUUUGUUCUACUUGUGUGGCAUGUUAUUAAAAAUACUGCUUCUAGAGAGUUGAA